UAAUAUUGAAUAACAUAACCUAACAAUUUGAAACAUAAGGAAUAUACGAAUUUAUUACAUUGUUAUUUAUUAAAAUUGGAAAUUAAUUUAACUUUUUACUAUACGAAAUUACAUGUAUUAUACAUAUUAUAUAUAAAAUUGUAUAUAUGUCCCUCAAUAAAAUAGAGUGCAUAAAUAAAAAAGGAGAAUGAUUUUACAAUUUUUUAUGUAAUUCUGCAAUUUAUACUUUAAAUAAAUAUCAAAUAAUAUUCUUCUAAUAUUAAUAAUAUAAUGAUAAUAUUACAUGUAUAUUAUUAAAUUUUGUUAAAUUUAUAUCAUAGUUGAAUUUCAUUAAAUAAAAUUUUGUGUUAAAAGUAAUAAAUUAUAUCAUGGCAAAUAUGAAGGAAUUACCAGAAUUACAAGUUUUUAAAACAGUAUUAUUUCACUGUGUAGUGAUAAUAGCCUUACCUGUAUUGUCAUUUUUUACUAGCAAGAUUUUUAUUUUUGAUGGUUUAUUGGGGCUUAAUCAUGUGCCAAGUAAUGUAUAUUCAGCUGCAGUUGCGAUUCUCGUAUUACACGUGGCUCUAGGAUCUUUUAUAUAUCGUGCAUAUUUCGAUGAUCAAUCAAAGACACAAACGAAACGAGAUUAAUCUUUUUUUUUUUGUUUGAAAUAUGUAUGUAAUUAAAUACACUUUCUGGAUAACAUAUUUAUUCGUGUAUAAUUAUCGGAAAAAAAUGUUACAUUAUAUUGCAUUACAUUCUGCAAUCGCUUACUUCUUUGUUGAUAUUUUGUUUUUUUAUUGAAUACUGUGAAUUGUGCAAAGGGAAGGUUUAUCUGUACUUGUAUUAAUUAAUGGAACAUAAUUACUAAAUAAAAAAAGCAAUGGCAUUCCCACACAAUA
Molecule: messenger RNA, 881 nt
Organism: Apis florea (little honeybee)
Lineage: Eukaryota; Metazoa; Arthropoda; Insecta; Hymenoptera; Apidae
Product: vacuolar ATPase assembly integral membrane protein VMA21 homolog
Biological process (GO): vacuolar proton-transporting V-type ATPase complex assembly
Cellular component (GO): endoplasmic reticulum membrane
Source: RefSeq, a predicted model, not a curated record